AUGAAGUUCACACUCGCCACCGUCCUGGCCCUGGCCACCGUCGCCCUCGCGUACCCUACCGUCCAAGAAAAUGCUCCAGUCAAGCGCCAAGCCAACAUCGCGGGCAACGUCGUCGCGCAGACCCCGGCCAUGUCGGACCAGGCCGGGAACGUCAUCCCCUUCGAUUCUACCAAGGUGUACCAAGACGCUAAGGUCAAGGGGCAGUAA
Messenger RNA from Dichotomopilus funicola, 207 nucleotides. RefSeq lists its product as uncharacterized. The record is from RefSeq and is a predicted model, not a curated record. NCBI's taxonomy places the organism in Eukaryota, Fungi, Ascomycota, Sordariomycetes, Sordariales, Chaetomiaceae. Bases 1 to 207 code for a protein of 68 amino acids. The transcript is spliced from 2 exons.